AUGUCGAUUGUCUCAUUAGUACCGAAUUUUGGAACAAUCCGCACACAUAAGGAGGGAGCUGAGAAUGCAAAGUCAUUUAGAAUUUACUUUGAACAAGACGGAAAGAAGAUUUCCCCCUGGCAUAAGCUUCCCGCUUUUGUUGAUAAGAACACGGUGAAUAUGGUUUGUGAGAUCCCAAGAGGUACUAAUGCCAAGAUGGAGAUCAAUACCACGACACGAUUCAAUCCCAUCAAACAAGACUUGAACAAAGAUGGUUCUCUUCGAUUUUUGAAGCACGGGAAUGUCUUAAACCACUACGGUGCCAUUCCACAGACUUGGGAAGAUUUGUUUGAGAAAGACUCGAUCGUUGGUAUUCCGGGUGACAACGAUCCUGUAGAUAUCAUCGACAUCUCUUCUAUCAAAGCAGCGCGUGGAGAAGUCACUCAAAUCAAACCAAUCUGUGCUUUGGCUUUAUUGGAUGGCGGAGAGACCGAUUGGAAGGUCAUUGGUAUUAACGUCAAAGACCCGAACGCCAUGAUCAUCAACUCCGCUAAAGACGUCGAGAAGAUCGUUGAUGAGGUCAGAGAGUGGUAUAGAGUAUAUAAGGUUGCUGAAGGGAAGAAACUGAAUAAGUACGCGUAUGGCGGAAAGGCUUUUGGACAAAGGGAGACUAUGGACGUGAUCAACGAGUCCCACUUGCAAUACAGAAAACUCAAGAUGACUCAGAAAAAGCUUGCAAAGUUGGCGCUUGACUAA
Entamoeba invadens IP1 is the source of this 735-nucleotide messenger RNA. RefSeq names its product soluble inorganic pyrophosphatase 1, putative. Gene Ontology annotation, biological process: phosphate-containing compound metabolic process. Bases 1 to 735 code for a protein of 244 amino acids. The record is from RefSeq and is a predicted model, not a curated record. Gene Ontology annotation, cellular component: cytoplasm. The transcript has a single exon. Gene Ontology annotation, molecular function: magnesium ion binding; inorganic diphosphate phosphatase activity. NCBI's taxonomy places the organism in Eukaryota, Evosea, Mastigamoebida, Endamoebidae.